Molecule: messenger RNA, 1149 nt
Organism: Nicotiana attenuata
Lineage: Eukaryota; Viridiplantae; Streptophyta; Magnoliopsida; Solanales; Solanaceae
Exons: 1
Coding region: 1-1149 (382 amino acids)
Source: RefSeq, a predicted model, not a curated record
AUGGGUCGUCAGAAAAAAAAGGAGAAGCUUGUCAAACAUCAAGAAAAGGUUAAAAGCUUUGUACAGCCAUGGCCAGAUCUCCCUCAACAGCUCCUCAAUAUUAUUGGAAGGCAAGAUUCUGAUAAACCUGAUCUAAUGCAAAACAUCAGUUUCCGUGGUGUUACUAAAAUAUGGAGAGCAGCACCUAAGCGAUGUAGUGCCAAUGCACGAUUACCAUGGCUUGAAAUUUCCGACAAAGAUUACUACCAGUCCAAGACUCAGAUUCAUAUUCUCAGCAUCUCGUUUCGACCAGUAUAUUGGUGGUACGAUAGAAAAUGGCAUGAUCGUUGGAACCAUUACCAUGGCUGUUCAUAUGGGUUGAUUGUCGGUGGUGGGAAGGAUCCUGCGAAGUACUGUCUCUUUAGUCCUGCUGCAAGAUCCUUUGACAGAUGUUGGAGUAUUCCCCCUUGGGAUGCCAGAAUAUCAUUCAAAUUUGCAACUCUGUCUUCACCUCCUUUCAACAAUUACAAGGGCUGUUCUGUGAUGGUGUUAACAGGUUGUUCCAAUCCAGCUUUCCUGGUUUCUCAUGUAGGAUACCAGAAUGAAUGGAUGAAACAAACAAGCAGUCUUGUCGAUCCAAAUUGUUCAAAAAGACAACUUAUGAUAUUUUCUAACGCCAUCGUCUUUGAAGGGAAGUUUUAUGCAUUGAGUUUGCAGGGUACUUUAGCAGUAAUUGAAGAAAUUGAAUCCAAGUUUCAAGUUACUAAAUUAAGCAGAAGCCGGGCUGUUCCAUCAGUUUCCUCAAAACACUUCACUGAGUAUAUUCUUGAAUCCAAUGGAGAGAUCUUGUUGAUUUUCUUGAUAUCAGAACAAUCAACUAAGAAAGUGGACAAAGUGGAAGUAUUCAAGCUACAGAUGGAUGAUCUAUCAUUGGUAAAGGUGGAUAAUCUUGGAAAUAGAACAUUGUUUGCAGGGGCUAAUAGUUGUAUGUCAGUUAAUGCAAGUCAACUGGGCUGCAGAAGCAACUGUGUCUAUUUUAAUGAGGAUGCGACUACUUGGCAGUUUUAUGAAAUGGAAAGUGCCAGUAUUUUGCCAUGUUUUGAUGACUAUGGUUCUGAAACAAAAAGUCCAGUAUGGGAAGAGCCAUUAGUGGAAAAUAAUUGCUUGUAA